CAACGUAUCCAAAUUAAUUUUUAAUUGACAUCACUGUAAAAUAAAAUAGCUAUUUUUCGCGCAGUGAAUUGCGUCUUUCGCAGAGUGAUCGAAUGAAUCAAUAAUUGAAUGCAAAGUUUAAGUAGAGCUUAAACAACCUUCGAAGCACGAUUAAGCGAGAUAAUUGAGAUAAUUAGAGUGAACCAAGAGACUAAUACAGAGGGAAAUACAGGACUAUGACGCAGAAAUCGGAGAGCUCGAUACCUGGUUUCGAGAACUUUCCUGGAAGGGAAGUGAAAUUCAAAACGCCGUACAGUUUCUUUGAGGCGCGAAGGAAAAUAGACGGUGCGGAGGGUUUGUGGAGGAUUCGGAACAAUUUGUACGACUUGGAAGGUUUCGCAAAAUUUCACCCAGGAGGAGAGGAAUGGAUUCAUCUUACCAAGGGUACCGAUAUUACCGAAAUUUUCGAGUCGUAUCAUUUGACCGACAAGGCUGCGAAACUUCUUCCAAAAUACUUCGUAAGAGAGGCAGUUUCGCCGCGAAAGCUGCCAUUAACGUUUGAACCGAACGGUUUCUUUUCUACGUUUCAAAGACGCGCUUUGGAAGCACUGAAGCACGUGGAUUUCCAUCGGCCGUCGAAGAAAUCGAAUUUAAUCGCUGAUCUUCUCGUCACUGCUACCGUUUCGUUCAGUCUCGCAGCAGCUUACACGCAGUCUCACUUAAUCAUCGUGCUUGCUGGACUCUUCCUCACCUGGACCACGAUAAUCGGUCACAAUUACUUUCACAUGAGGGACACUUUUCGAAUGUAUUACUUCGACUUGAGUUUAAUGUCGUCGAAGGAUUGGCGAAUAAGUCACGCACUGAGUCAUCACAUUUACCCCAAUACUCUUUGGGACUAUGAGAUUUACUCGCUCGAGCCUUUUCUCCUUUGGCUACCGGAUCCUAAGAAAUCGUGGUUGUUGGGCGUCGUUAGCCAAUUGGCAAGUCCACUGAUUUGGGCCCUGGGAUUUUACGAGCAAGCGAUCAAAAGAUACUACUCGGUGUUUUUCGAAUAUAAAAAAUUCGAAUUUCGAGACUUUGUACCGUUUCUUUUACCUAUAUCCAUGUCCCUUUUCGCACCGAGUAUCUUAGUGGCUGUGAAACUGUGGCUGUUGAUUAUACUAACAGGCAGCUUUUUAUUCUUCAUGGUCGGUGUCAACGCAGCUCAUCAUCAUCCCGAUAUCUUUCACGAUGGCGACAUAUACAGAGAUGACUACGACUGGGGUGUACUAGAGUUGGAUGCCGUGAGAGAACGGCCGGUGAUCGAUGACUCUGACUUUCUGGUAUUGACCAAUUUCGGAUUGCACGGUCUUCAUCAUCUUCUACCAACGGUGGAUCACUGUUACUUGCAUCUGUGCGAGAAAGCUUUCAAGGAAACUUGCAAGGAAUUUGGAAUCAGUACUGAAAAGUUUAGCCAGUGGGAGCUCGUGAAGGGACAGUUUAAACAGAUUCUACGUAAAGAGCAGAAGAGAAAUCUUAGAUAGACGAAUAGAGUGACAGACUCUUUAUACUUACACAAAAAUAAAAAGCAGUUACGCUCUGCGAACCAACGAGUUGAAGAAACGGUUGUGUUGUAAAAAUUGUAUGUGCAGGAUCAACGACGAGAUAUAUAAAAAGUAACAAACAAUUGUGGUUGGUUCUUAAUUUUAUUUAUUGCUUAUUUAUUUUAAUAAAUACAUACUUCGGCUCUCUUUAUAAAUUACAAUUAAGUUUUAUAGUAUAGGAUUAUCAUUUCGUUGACACAUGUAUAUAAUAAUGCGCGCUGCCGUUCAAAUCUGUGAAAUCUAUCUUUCGUUUUCGUUUGUUCUCUCAAGUUUCUCUCAAGCAACGUGUGAAUUUCUGCUGUUUUUUUUUUUUUUUCCUUUUUGUUUUUGCCUCUUCUCGUCGCGUUCCGUUUCUGUAGUUUUUGUGUUGUGUAUUCGUGUUGUAUUCGUAUCGAUUCGUCCGCUUGAAUACGCGCGUAUGCCAGUGUGUUUGCACGUUGCUUUUCUUUUCUGCCACAGUGUUGUCGUAACCGUAGGACGUUUGUUUGAAAUUUCUCGAGUUGGCUCGCUGGCUCUCGUCUAUUAUUCGUUUCGACCGCUCGCACCCACUUCCUUUCUCUCGUAUUCUCUCUUAUACUCUCCCACUCUCACUCUUUCACAAUCACUUUCCUCGACCGUCAGCGCGAGUGGUGAAGACUACACAUCGUUCUCCCCCGCAUCUAUUCUUUACACGUAUAUCGCCGAUUUACCAAU
Molecule: messenger RNA, 2255 nt
Organism: Frieseomelitta varia
Lineage: Eukaryota; Metazoa; Arthropoda; Insecta; Hymenoptera; Apidae
Gene: Cyt-b5-r
Product: cytochrome b5-related protein-like
Exons: 7
Coding region: 216-1502 (428 amino acids)
Biological process (GO): lipid metabolic process
Cellular component (GO): mitochondrion
Source: RefSeq, a predicted model, not a curated record